Messenger RNA from Gryllus bimaculatus (two-spotted cricket), 2272 nucleotides. NCBI's taxonomy places the organism in Eukaryota, Metazoa, Arthropoda, Insecta, Orthoptera, Gryllidae. The record is from the annotation of a GenBank genome assembly.
GGAUAUUCGCACGUAUUGUGCGCGCGUUCCCAUCCCACGUGCUAAGGGCAGAGAAAGACCGCGCGAGAGCGCUUUAAACAUGUGCGGUGGGCGGGCCGGGAGGUUGCAGGUGUCAGUCAGCUGCGGGAUCAGCUGGCGUGGGCGAUCUUGCCUCAUGCGGAACAUACCCGCCCGGCAUCCGCCCGCUCCGGGUAUAGUCUGACGAGAUGGCCUGAGAUGUUGGAAUGGGUUACUGCGAAAUCGUAAAGUUCCGAGGCGCUGCUGGGUUACGUUGUUUGAUCGAAGAUCGCUGAGUGGAAAAUAAAAAAAAAUAGUGGUUCUUGAUUACGAUAUGCGGAAGCAGAGCUCCCAAAGCGCAGCAUUCUACAUUUCUGAAUGAAAAUGGGUACUCCAACGAAAGAUGCAACGUUUCUGGGCUUGGAUUUGAGUACUCAGCAGUGGAAAGCAGUUGUUGUUGAUGAGGACUUGCAUUUAGUACAUGAAACCCAAGUGCAAUUUGAUAAAGAUCUUCCAGAAUACAGAACACAUGGGGGAGUUAUUCGAGAUUCAACAGACAAUCGUGUGGUUACUGUGCCUCCUUUAAUGUGGGUUAAAGCUUUGGAAAUGUUGCUUGACAAAUUACGCAUAGGUGGAGUGGAUUUGAGUAAAGUAUCAGCAAUUUCUGGUUCAGCACAACAACACGGUUCAGUGUUUUGGGCCAUGGGAGCUGAAUUGCGUCUGAAGUCAUUGGAUCCAAAUCGGUUUUUGCAUGAGCAGUUGGCUGGUUGUUUCUCAGUUUUGCAGUCUCCAGUGUGGAUGGAUGCAAGUACAACAACACAAUGUCGUCAAUUAGAAGAGGCAGUGGGAGGAGCUCAGGUAUUGGCCAGCAUUACCGGGUCUCAUGCCUAUGAAAGGUUUACAGGUCCACAGAUAGCAAAAGUAUUUCAGACCAAACCUACAGCAUACCGCAAUACAGAGAGAAUUUCUUUAGUGAGUAGUUUUGCAGCCAGUCUCUUUCUAGGCCAGUACGCUUCCAUUGAUUAUGCUGAUGGUUCAGGAAUGAACCUACUUGAUAUCCGGUCUAAAGAGUGGUCAGAAGUUUGUUUAAAUGCUUGUGCCCCAGACCUUGCUCAGAAACUGGGAGAUCCAGUGCCUUCAUAUUCUGUCCAAGGCUCUAUCAGCUCUUAUUUUGUGGAACGUUUUGGGUUUUCAAGCACUUGUAAAGUGGUAUCAUUUACUGGUGAUAAUCCAGCUUCUCUUGUUGGAAUGCGACUGACUCAGGGGGAUGUACUCUUGAGCCUGGGCACAAGUGACACGGUAAUAGCUCCUUUGGUGGAGCCUUGCACUCUCAGUGAAGGACAUGUACUGUGUAGUCCUCUUUCCACUGAUAGUUAUGUAGCUUUACUUUGUUUUAAAAAUGGAUCUUUAACUAGAGAAAGGAUUAGGCAUGAUUGUGCUGAAGAUGAGUGGCAGAUUUUCAGUGAACUGCUGGACAGUACUCCUAGGGGAAAUUUUGGUAAUAUGGGGUUGUAUUACGAUGUUCAGGAAAUAAUACCUUUUGUAAAUGGUGAUUAUCGAUUCAAUAAAGCUGGCAUUAGAGUGAACCGUUUCUCAGGAAAGGAAGUUGAAGUGCGAGCUUUGGUGGAAGGUCAAUUUGUGGCAAAACGUGCUCAUAUAGAAGAUGUUGGAUUUGUUGUGGGAAAAUGUACUCGUAUCUUAGCAACUGGAGGAGCAUCCAAUAACCGUUCAAUCCUGCAAGUGCUCUCAGAUGUUUUCAACACACCUGUCUUUGUGAUGGAUGGUGUUAAUUCUGCAGUUCUAGGAGCUGCAUACCUUGCUAAAUUUGCCCUUCAACAUUUAUCUCAGAGCUUCGGAGAGAUCACAUCCCAUUUGCCUUGCCCAGAAUUAGCUUGUUCACCAUAUGGAGAUGCUUUGUCAGUGUAUACCCCAAUGGUGACCCGCUAUAGAGCAAUUUUAGAAGAAAUUGUUAAUUGAUUGCAAGAUCAGAAGAUGAGAAUAUUGAAAAACAAAUCUAGAAAGGAGGACUAUGGUGUUAUUGCUGCAUUCCAAUUCAUCUGAAAACUGGCACAAGCUUAACAUAGUAUUUUUCUCAGGGUAGUUUUAAGGUUUCUGUAAUAUUGAAGGUUUUUGUAAUUUAUAUUAUUUAUAAUUUAUUGUUAUAUUUUCUCCUCAUGGGAAUGGAUUCAAUUUAAACUAUAAAAUAAUUUUAUAUAAUGUUAUUAUUUGAUAGUUGCUGUAUAUCUUAUUGUUUCAUAAAACUUUACUCCCAAAA